Molecule: messenger RNA, 9101 nt
Organism: Dicentrarchus labrax (European seabass)
Lineage: Eukaryota; Metazoa; Chordata; Actinopteri; Moronidae
Gene: atp11b
Product: ATPase phospholipid transporting 11B (putative)
Exons: 30
Coding region: 349-3867 (1172 amino acids)
Biological process (GO): phospholipid translocation
Cellular component (GO): trans-Golgi network; plasma membrane; endoplasmic reticulum
Molecular function (GO): ATP hydrolysis activity; ATPase-coupled intramembrane lipid carrier activity; magnesium ion binding
Source: RefSeq, a predicted model, not a curated record
UGCUCAGAGCUGUGUGCUGGCAGGGGGAAGCUGAUCGUGGCGGAGCACAGAUGUAGUGUAGGUCGCUGGGACUCCGUGGCCAGCCGUCUGUCACUUUUCUUUUUUUUUAUAUAUAUAUAUACCGGAGGCUCGUUUGUGUGUCUGACAUUAACACGGAAUGGGAAAGACCGGAUUUAAUUCCUUGCACAGUUACGACGCAUGAAUGUGUCGCGUAAAUGCGGCGGAGAGGAGCUUCCUUUCGGGGGGAAAUAUUUAUGUUUCGGGACGGUUUUUGUUGGAGUAGCUAGUUGCUAGCGCUGGGGCUAGCGACUGUGCUGGCUACUUGGGACGUAUUUAUUUUCUGCAAGGAUGCUACGGUGGAUACGACAGCAGCUGGGCUUUGACCCCCCUCAUCAGAGUGAAACCAGGACGAUUUAUGUGGCAAACCGUUUCCCCCAGCACGGCCACUACGUACCACAACGCUUCGCUGACAACAGAAUCAUCUCCUCCAAGUACACAAUUUGGAAUUUUGUCCCUAAGAAUCUGUUUGAGCAGUUCAGAAGGAUAGCCAACUUCUAUUUUCUCAUUAUCUUCCUCGUACAGUUAAUGAUAGACACCCCAACUUCCCCAGUCACCAGUGGUCUGCCUCUCUUCUUUGUGAUCACAGUAACUGCUAUAAAACAGGGCUACGAGGAUUGGCUGAGACACAAGGCGGACAACGAGGUGAAUGGGGCUCCAGUGUUUGUGGUUCGCAGUGGAAGUCUGGUCCAGACAAGAUCCAAGAACAUCCGGGUGGGGGACAUUGUUCGUGUGGCUAAAGAUGAGACAUUCCCAGUUGACCUGGUGUUGCUGUCAUCAGAUCGUGAAGACGGCACCUGCCACAUCACCACAGCCAGCCUCGAUGGAGAGACCAACCUUAAGACUCACUACUCUGUGGCGGAGACAGCAGUGUGUCAAUCGGUGUCCCAACUGGAGGCUCUGCAGGCUGUGGUGGAGUGUCAACAACCGGAAGCUGACCUAUACAGGUUUGUCGGUCGGAUUACAGUGACUCAGCAUGGAGAGGAGAUAGUAAGACCGCUGGGUCCAGAGAAUUUGCUGCUACGAGGAGCCAGGUUGAAAAAUACCAAAGAGAUUUUUGGUGUGGCAGUUUACACAGGGAUGGAGUCCAAGAUGGCCCUCAACUAUAAGUGCAAGUCCCAGAAACGCUCUGCAGUUGAGAAGUCCAUGAACACGUUCCUAAUCAUCUACCUGGGCAUCUUGCUGUUCGAGGCCAUCCUCAGCACCAUCCUGAAGUAUGCCUGGCAGGCUGAGGACAAAUGGGAUGAGCCUUUCUACAACCAAAAGACUGAACAAGAGAGAAACAGCAGUCCGAUCUUGAAGUUCAUCUCAGACUUCUUGGCCUUUCUGGUCCUCUAUAACUUCAUCAUCCCGAUCUCGCUCUACGUUACUGUGGAGAUGCAGAAGUUCCUGGGCUCCUUUUUCAUUGGCUGGGAUUUGGACCUUUACCAUGAGGAGAGUGACCAGAAAGCUCAGGUUAACACCUCUGACCUCAAUGAGGAGCUGGGACAGGUGGAGUACGUGUUCACAGAUAAGACGGGUACGCUAACUGAAAAUGAGAUGCAGUUCCGUGAGUGCUCAAUUAACGGAACAAAGUACCGGGAAGUUAAUGGCAAACUGAUACCUGAGGGAAUGACUGACGAUUCGCCCGAUGGUUCUACGCCUCACCUGAUUGGUGAUGAAUUGUUAUUCGUCAAGGCGGUCUCAUUGUGUCACACGGUUCAGAUCAGCUAUGACCAGCCAGACUGCCUGGUUGGGGGAGGAGACCCAUUCUCCCAUGCAAACGGUUUCUCCUCCACUCACAUGGAAUACUACGCCUCUUCACCGGAUGAGAAAGCUUUAGUAGAGGCAGCAAAGAGGAUCGGAGUAGCCUUCACUUGCUGCAAUGGAGAUACCAUGGAAAUUAAAACAUUUGGCAAGUCGGAGAGAUAUAAACUGCUCCAUGUAUUAGAGUUCGAUGCCAACCGCAGGAGGAUGAGCGUCAUACUACAGACACCCUCAGGGGGCACGGUGCUGUUCACCAAGGGUGCUGAGUCGGCCGUCUUGCCUUUCGCUACCGGUGGUGAGAUAGAAAAAACGAGACUGCACGUUGACGAGUUUGCCUUGAAAGGUUUGCGGACCUUGGUGGUAGCAUGUCGCCACUUCAGCCCAGAGGAGUACGAUGAUGUGGACAGACGUCUGAACGCUGCCCGCACCGCGCUGCAGCAGAGGGAGGAGAGACUGCAGGAGGCCUUCAGCUACAUCGAGAAAGACCUGCAGCUGCUGGGAGCAACAGGGGUUGAGGACAAACUCCAAGACAAAGUCCAGGAGACCAUUGAGGCUCUUCGGCUGGCAGGGAUCAAAGUAUGGGUGCUCACAGGGGACAAACACGAGACGGCAGUCAGCGUCAGCCUGUCCUGUGGCCACUUCCACAGAACCAUGAACAUCCUGGAGCUGCUGCAACAACGCUCUGAUAACGAGUGUGCUGAGCAGCUUCGCAUACUGGCCAGGAGGAUAAAGGAGGAUCAUGUCAUACAGCACGGGUUAGUCGUGGAUGGGGCCAGUCUGUCUUUAGCGUUGAGGGAACACGAGAAGCUCUUUAUGGAAGUGUGUAAAAACUGUUCAGCUGUGCUGUGCUGCCGCAUGGCCCCGCUGCAAAAAGCUAAGGUGGUGCGUCUUUUAAAAACAUCUCCAGAGAAACCCAUCACCCUAGCUAUUGGGGAUGGAGCCAAUGAUGUCAGUAUGAUACAGGAAGCUCACGUGGGCAUAGGUAUCAUGGGGAAGGAGGGUCGUCAGGCCGUGAGAAACAGUGACUAUGCAAUUGCCAGGUUUAAGUUCCUGGCUAAACUACUGCUGGUCCACGGUCACUUCUACUAUAUUCGAAUAGCUACGCUUGUACAGUACUUUUUCUACAAGAAUGUGUGUUUUAUCACGCCCCAGUUUUUAUACCAGUUCUUCUGUCUGUUUUCACAACAAACUCUGUAUGACAGUGUUUAUCUGACACUGUACAACAUCUGCUUCACCUCCCUGCCCAUCCUGAUCUACAGUCUGUUUGAACAGCUGGUCCAUCCACACGUACUGCAGAAUAAACCUGGCCUGUACAGGGACAUCAGCAAGAACUCUCUGCUGUCUUUCCGGACGUUCCUGUACUGGACUCUGUUGGGCUUCUGUCACGCCUUUGUCUUCUUCUUUGGAUCCUACAUACUGAUGGGAGAAGACACUACACUUAUGGGCAAUGGACAGAUGUUUGGAAACUGGACAUUUGGAACGCUGGUCUUUACAGUCAUGGUCAUCACUGUCACAUUAAAGCUUGCUUUAGAGACUCAUUUCUGGACGUGGAUGAACCAUUUUGUGACAUGGGGUUCGAUUGCCUUCUACUUCAUCUUCUCCCUCUUCUAUGGAGGCAUCAUCUGGCCAUUCCUCCACACCCAGGACAUGUACUUUGUAUUCGUUCAGCUGCUGUCCAGCGGUUCGGCCUGGUUUGCCAUCAUCAUCAUCGUCAUUACCUGCCUCUUUCCUGAUGUGGUGAAGAAGGUCUUCUACAGACAUCUGCAGCCCACCAGCACACAAAAGAGUCAGUCUUUAUCAGCCACCCAGGCGCAGGCCCUCAGCUGUGUGGAGUCCCUGUGCUGCUACCAACAUGGGCAGAGCGGCUGUUCCCGCCUGGCCCGCCUCCUGGAGCAAAUGACCGGGCAGUGCCAGUCCAGCGCCAACCAUUGUCACACAUCCAACCGCAGCAACAGGUGGGGAGGACGGCGACAGCAGGAAACUAUGAUUAUGAAUCCUGAUGAACCCUCACCACCUCUUGGUUUCAAAAAUUUGGGCUGCACUCCCGAGUAUUUUAGCCCUUAAUGUGGCUACAACCGUACUGUCUUGGAGCGACACAGAGAACUUCUACUCCAACGAUCGCACCAUCCUGACGCUGUCGCCCAUCGAGGCCACGCACUGCUGACUCCCAGGGCCACUGCCUGUAACACACAAGAGUUUGGGGAGAGCUACUGCUCCGCUAUGAGUCAUAAUCACGCCCCCACCCCUCUUGCCACCAUUUUAUAACCCCCUACUUCAGUUUAAAGUCGCAGACUGGAGCCGUCGCUAUAUGUGAAACCAAAGGACUCGUGCAGCAAGCUGCUUUAUCCUUCACCAGUUUGUUUCCCCGAAAGAAUCCAUUCUUAGUAGAAAGGUUGAGAAGGACGUCAGAUGGGAGCUGAAACGUGGAAUUGUGGAGCAAGUCAGUGUGGCAUGAAGCAGACAUCUGCGGAGCUACUCCUGCAGGAAGAUCUGCCCAUAAUCUGAGCAGCAACAUCACAUUCCUGCUGUUUACAGGGGAUCUGCAAGUCCUGCAAAAGCAUCGGAAAACACCAUACGUAAAUUCUGUACCUGUUUAAUAGUUAAAGAUGUGUCAGCUCUCUGAGAUCAGCACAGGUACAUGAACUCUCAUGCAGCUAUUUAUUAUUCAUUUUAAGUACAGUUGCUAAACUUAUUUUUUUCUUGCGACGGUCAUCAAAAUGAGCUUCUACUGCAAGUCUUAUUUGUAGACACAGAAUGGGGAUUCCUGAUGAUCUGGACUUUUUGCUACAAUAUAAUCUAAUGUCAGGCAUCAGUCACGCUCGAGGCAUUGCAGCAUAAGGACUGUGACCUACCUGAGCAGGUUCUGACAUGCUUGUAGACACCAGCUUUCCAGAUCGUCCGUGUAGCACCAGGACAGAAGCUCCGCAAACUACAUUAGAGGAAACCUCAGAGGUGUAGCUGCUAGCUGCAAUUCCCAACUUCAUAUUGCUUCCAUAAACAGCUACAAUGACUUCCUCUUUGAGCUGUUGGCCCUUCGCUGCACCAUUGUUUCUCUUUCAGAUGGAAAGGGGAAAGAGCUAUACCACCCUCAGUCCUGUAGCAUUCAGAGCCUGGCUGGCCCUAACUGCUAGACUUGUCUCCCUCAGACCUACAGUACAGACCUACGAUACUUUGCAAGGAGAUUUAUCUCUGCAGUGGAACCAAAGACCAAAGGAUUCAGACUGGAGUUUAAAAGAUGAAGUGUUUAUUUUUGUGCCUGAUUGUACAGAAGCUUAUAUUGUUCAGAAGACUAUUAUUGUUCGUGCUGCUUUCUCGUCUGACUGUUCAGGCCUCUGUCUCCCCCCCCCGGCGCUUUUGCCCUGAAGGAGGCCUGAUGGGGUCUGUUUAAAAAGCCAUACAUUUUCAAGAGGUUAUAUUAUUGAUAGAUUAUCGAAGGUACCGCAGAUAGAAGCUGUUUGAGCCUGUUGUUGUUUCUGUGUUCCCCUUAAAUGCCUUUUCUCAUUCAGCCCGGUUAACAAAGGCAUCUCAGCAUUGAAGGCCACGAUGCUCUGGGAAUAUUUUUUUUAAGGUAAAGUUUUUAUAACACACAGGAGGUAGAAUCAUCCCUCUUGGUUUGCUUGAAAAUAUUUCCCCGAGUAUCGGAUCAGAAAAUGGUACCAUUUGGCUUUAAUGGUGAGAUGUUUUUCGGAACCGCAGCUGAUACACGUCGACCCAGACGGCGGAAUGUCUCUAUCUUUAGAGAGAUAGAUAUCAGAUAAAUAGAAUUCAGCUUCAGUAACGAUGCAGAGCGUUUGCACAAGUCACAUAUCAAAAUCACAUUUUUGUUGUUUUUCUCAAAUCAUUGCUUGUUUCUCACCAUUGAAAUCAUCUCAUGUUUUUGCUGUUACGUUGUUCUUACCACAUGUUGAUGAAGUGUGUGUGUGUGUGUGUGUGUGUGCGCGGGGAAGUGUUGGUGUGUUUCUUGUGUGGCAGCCAUGUCGAAGGAGGUACGGUAGCCUUGUUGUAAGCUCUUGCACGAUCUCAGCGGCCACAUGCUGCCUGCAGGUCAAAGGUCAAGGUUUGUUCCUCUCUUUGUCCCAAAAAGGAAAAAAAAUGUAAAUGAGGAAAAGCUCGACAGUUCUUAUUUUUUAGCAGAGUUCAGUUGAGUUGAGUGUAAUGUAGGAACCUUUCAAGACAACCGUUUUAAACUUGACAUCAACAGCCACACAACAAUGACCGGUACAUGCCUCGGCUCACACAGGGAAUAUAGGAUGUUUGUGUCGCUACAGUAACUGUUCAGAGACAUUUAGGUGUUCCUCAGCAGCUCCAAAUCAGAGGGUCAAUAAUGUUUUCGUCAGUCAGUUCAUUGAAUAUUCUAUUUUCUAUAAGGUACACGUUUGAUGCAUAAUCGGGCCUGUUAUAUCCUUUCUGUUCAUACAGGUGGCAAAGUGUCUAUUUAUUAUCGCAGUACUUUUUUGUUUCCUGUGUUUUUGUUGAGCCUUUUCUUACAUAUCAAUAUAUAUAUAUGUGCGUGUCCUGUUCAUGGCCUGAAUGCAGCAACUUCCCAGGAUGUUUUACUUGAUCUUAGAGAUGUAAUCAGGAGGUUGAACCUCCAUCGAAGCUAUUUUUGUUUGACCUGAAAGGUGACAGCGUAGCUGGGAAGCUGUCAGCUGCAAACCUGAAUGUUAGUUUGUUACAGGACAUUUAAAAGGACACUUGGGAACUUCCAGUUAGAUCACUCCAUCCAAAAACCCAACAGUUCUUUUUAACCAUUUGAGCUCAUAUAUACUAUUAAAAUGUCUACCUGGAUACACCUGUGAUACCUGCAAUCUGUACCUGGAUUAGGAAAAAUAAUGCUGUUUAAACAGUUCACCAGUUUUAUACAUAAAAUGUCAGUUUAGCUAUCAUAGGAUCACUACCCAGCAUGUGAAAACAGUUGUGUAAUGUCCUCUGUGGCUCUGAAGGGAGCUCAGAAAUCCACCCUGAUGUCCUCUUGAGUUAGAGUUGAAACUUGUAAAACUAGGGGCAUGGGGUUGGAGGGUCCAGUAUCUUUGGAGCUUCAAACGAGAGGCUUAAAUUCAGGAUAUCUUGGCCUCUGCUGCAUUAAUGUUGACCAUUCUUUUUUUCUAUGGAACUUUAUGGAAAUGCAAUACUAAAUCUAAGAGUACCCCUUUAAAGGGCACAUUUGAUGCAGCAGAGGCAGAGAUGUCCUGACUCAAGCACCGGAUCCUGCAAGCAUCCAGCAUCUGUCCAACUCCACACAAGUCAUAAGCGCAAGCUGCGAUAACAGAGUUAACUUAGAAAAGCUCCUCCAGAGCACAAAAGUAGAAAAUAGCAUACAACUGUUUUCACAGAAGAAGCAGUCCUGCCUUAUGACAACUAAAUGUUUCCAACAUUGAUGCAUACAAACAGCAAACAUGCAAAACCACAUGCAAAGCUGAUCAGAAUUGUGUGAAAAGAUAAUCGUCAACUUAAUGUCAGAGUGUGAAUUCCACUGAAGGUCAGUAGUUGACAUUAUUGAAUCAUCCCCCAGCCCUGGAGGUGUCAGAGUCAGCCACGAUCAAGUGUACAAUAUUCACGCAGGGAGUUACAAACCUAAAACUGGACAUUCCUCCUGUCUGGGAUAAGCAUUAAACUCUGUGUUCAGGGGGGAUUUAGGGGAAUCAGAGCUGUGACCCUGCAGAGUUAUUACAUGAUAUCAGAGCAGAUGGCAGAGGAGGGAAGACGAGUCCUCCCUGACCAAAGGCAAAUAAGGCAGCAAUGUGCAGAAACACCUACAGUGUUAGAGUAGUUCUGAUGCCCCCUUGUGCUCACCUACGGAAACCCAAAGUUUUCAAAAUGAAACCAUGAUGAUAUAAAUAGGUGUGUCCUAUUAACAGGGAUGUACAAAUAAAUGAUAGUGAUGUAUGAUUGACAGAGAGUUGGUGAUAAAGAGCAGCAUUAUAAUGAAAUAAAAAUGACCUGCAAUAAAACACUUACUGUGAAAAGAAGCAAGAUGAAGUAGUUUUAAAAAUUUAAUGGACAAUUUCUUGGUUAUAUAUUUCUCAUUUGGACACUUUGGGUCUCUCAUUCACCUCUAUUGAGAGUGGAAACAAAGGCACCAUCCAGUCUCUGUUAUCAUCCAAAGCAGACAACCAGAAUACGUGUAAAUGCAGUUAUGUAACUGUAUUUUAUCAAGACUGUAUAUCCAGGUACAGAUUUUAUAUAUAGAGAGAGAAGUUCAUUAGAAUUGGGGCCCAAGUGGCGCUCGAGCGAUAUCCUUACUGCUGUUUAUGCAGAAAACAGAAGCUAUAUUUUUCUAAGAUCAUAUCAGAUGUGAAAUUAACCAAGAUGUGAUUCUCCGAAGCAUCACAGCGCUGACGUCAUCCAGUCUUCAUCACGAGAGCGCAGUGGGGUUCAAACACGAGGCCUCGGGUACUUCUAGAAGCAGGAGAUUGCUCAGCCGGAUCACUUUUAUAAAUGGUAGUUUAAUAUUUUAUCAAGGCUCGACUAACAGAUGAUGAUCAUGUCAUCCAUCUGAAAGCCUCCCCCGUCCACGUUUAAUUGGAUUCCUUAUUAAAGACGCCAAGAGCUGUUCAAUUCUGUCAUCGGGCGUGGUUUUAAACCAGAUAUUCCUGCUUCUGGAAAUAUAGGCCAUAAAUGUCACAUGUGUAAAGAGCAGCAUUAGCGGUACAGCCAUGUGCGUCCUUCCCUCGAGGAACUUAACAAUCUGUCUCUUUCGUUUAGUCUUUAUAAAUACAAAUGAUAUCAUUGGCAGUGACCAGACCUACUGUCUGUGAUAUUAGUCUUCAGAAAUGAUCCUAAACUAUUCAAUUUAAGUUUUUAUGGUCAUUGGGAAAUUUUAUUAAGGGUCGAACAAAAUCUAGCACUGUCGGGAAGUUUUGUAGGAACAGAAGUUUUGAACUGAAAACCUGGUGACGUCAGUGCAGAGAUGCUCUCGGAAAACUCAGCCACGGUUUACAGACACGAAUCAAAUUAAGGUUUCCUUGAUCAAAUCAGCUAAAAAGAGGAGUCUGAAUUAAAAUGUCAAGCGACCAGUUUUCUGCAGCGAAGCGUCCUGUGACUCAGCACCAGCCAGCGCAACACAAGGCUGCAGAUCAUGUCAGUGCUGAACAGUUUGUGGAAAUCAUUUUUAAUCUCAUCGAUAAAUCGUGCUGCACCAGACGAUUAAUAAACCACCAUCAUCACUCUUCGGUCUGAUAUCUGUUGAUGUGUCUGUCUGUCUGUCUGUCCUCCCUCCUCCUCUCUGUAAAUCUGUCUUAUAGCUGAUGUUUAUGAAGAUGCGGUUCUAUUUACGAAAUAAAUAAAUUUUUAAGAAA